Astyanax mexicanus (Mexican tetra) is the source of this 7587-nucleotide messenger RNA. It is a transcript of the gene c1ql1l2, whose product is annotated as C1q-related factor. The record is from RefSeq and is a predicted model, not a curated record. The coding region runs from base 964 to 1785 and encodes 273 amino acids. The transcript has 2 exons. Gene Ontology annotation, molecular function: protein binding. NCBI's taxonomy places the organism in Eukaryota, Metazoa, Chordata, Actinopteri, Characiformes, Acestrorhamphidae.
UCACUUUAUUCCCCCACAGCACAGAGCUGCGACUCUCUCUGUCUCUCUCCCUCUCUCUCUUUCUACCACACACUGGGACUGACUUUAUUUUAAGGGUGUGAGUGUGUGUGGUGUGUGCAUAUAUGUGUGUGUGUGGGCGGGGAUUCAGGAGGCGUGCGAGACUCCAGACUCUUCUCCAGUCCAGCAAAGCUAAGGCGAGCCAGCCAGGAGUAGGGAGCAAGAACGAGGGAGAGAGAGAGAGAAAGAGAGAGAGAGAAAGCGUGCAUGCGCGGGGAGCACUGGCGCGAGUGCAAGUGUGUGUGAGAGUGUGUAUGGGUCGCUCUCUCCCUCACACACUCUUCACUCUUCACUCAUCACACUUCUCGGGAAUCUAAAGGCUUUCCAGUUUGUCGAGUUUUUGCGCUCAUCUUCAGCUCCUCCGGAAUUGUCCUGUAGGGAUGUUAGAGACUUUUCCGGAUUUAGAGGCGUCACUCCCUCUGUAGUCAGCAUGUUCCCGUAUUUAUUUUUAUCUCUUUACGAAGCAGUCGUCCUGUAGGGAUCUUAGUUUUUGACCGGUUCAUCUACCUUCCGGUACCUCUCCAGCAGGCGCUCGUCCGGGAAGGAUCUUACAGCUUUCAAGACUUUCCAAGUCGUCUCCCUUCUCCAGCGAUUCUCCAACAACAAGGAUUUGACGGCAUUUUCCCUCCCGUCCACCGUCCAGACUGUCUUUUUUCUUCUUUCCUCCUCCUAUUUCCAUUUCCUCCUGUUGUCGUGCAAGAAGGAACUUACUUAAGAGUUAUUCCUCAAGUCAUCUGCGUCCCUUCCACGUACCUGGACUCUAGUCUCUAGAUCAUCCUCUAAAUCCCCCUGCCCCCUCAUCCAGCAGCCAAAAUUUCGGCCCCCGGCAGACCCACCCUGGCCGCCCAGCCGCUGCCGCGCCUCAGCCUGGGCAGGAAGACCCUGGUGGCAGCCGCCGUCGGGGUCAUGCUGGUCCUGGUGCUGGUGGUGCUUAUCCCCGUCCUGGUCAGCUCGGUGGGCGCUGACGGCAGCAGCAGCGGCCACUACGAGAUGCUGGGCACUUGCCGUAUGGUGUGCGACCCCUACCUGAGCAAAGGGGGUGCCGCCGUGGCCACGGGGACCGCCAGCACCGGCUCCUCUUCCUCCGCUCAGGCCGAGGCCGAGGCGCUGGCAGCCGACCACAGCAGCACCAACCUGCUUCCGCCCUCCACGCUCGUCCAGGGGCCGCAGGGGAAGCCGGGCCGGCCGGGCAAACCGGGACCUCCUGGACCUCCCGGAGAGCCAGGCCCCCCGGGUCCGAUGGGGCCCCCGGGGGACCGAGGGGACCGGGGCCGGAGCGUCGCGGGCUCAGGAAGCAACGGAGCUAUCAGCACGGUCACUUACAACACGCAGCCGAGGGUAGCCUUCUACGCCGGACUGAAGAAUCCGCACGAGGGCUACGAGAUCCUUAAGUUCGACGACGUGGUGACCAACCUGGGCAGCAACUACGACGGAGUGUCCGGGAAGUUCAUCUGCGGCGUGCCGGGCACGUACUUCUUCAUCUACCACGUCCUGAUGAGGGGCGGCGACGGCACCAGCAUGUGGGCUGACCUGUGCAAGAACGGACAGGUGAGAGCGAGUGCCAUAGCCCAGGACGCUGACCAAAACUACGACUACGCUUCCAACAGUGUGAUCCUUCACCUGGAUGCAGGAGAUGAAGUCUACAUCAAACUGGACGGAGGCAAAGCCCACGGCGGCAACAACAACAAAUACAGCACUUUCUCGGGCUUCAUCCUCUAUGCCGACUGAACUGCAGAAAAAGCGAGGGAAGAAAGAGGGCAGACGAAGAGUUUGAGAGACAGAAUGGCAGGAAGAAGAAAAGGUGGAAGGAACCUUUACCAUCCAAUUGCUUUAUUUUCACAGGAUCUCUUCAUUGCUUCAACCAUCGUUUCGCUCAAAGUGCAGUUUCUACAGCAGACUGGACUGAGAAGCUCUGGUCGGACUGAGGGUGUUACUUCUUCUCUUUUCCUCGAAUCAAUAACCUUACUGAACCAAAAAAAAAAUAAAGGAAGGAACAUGAAAACUUAUUCGUCUUUCGUCGUGAAAACAAAAAGAGAAUAUGGCUUUUUCUUUCUCGUUCCAAGACUCCUGGAGUGACUUUGAUUGGCAGAGAUCCUUUUCCUCGUUGUCGUUUCUUCGUGCUUCUCCCUAGCAUAUCUCACUUUGCUUCCACGAAUAUCAAAUAUCUAUCUAUGAAAAGCAAGAAUGUUCCAACAUAUCUGUCCCUCAUGGAUCUAAAAAAAAAAAAAGGAAUAUUUUUCGAAGGCUUGCUUUUGUUCACUGAGGGAUCAGUUGAAAUUGAGUUUAGCUCUAGUUAAAAUCAUAUUUCCGAUGACUAAAAAAUGCUUGUGCCCAUGAAAAUGCUUGUGUCAUACGUAGCUUUUCUAUUUGUUCUUGAAAUUUCCCAUUCCUGAAGAACUUAAAGAACUACCUGUGGGUUGAACCGGGUCAUCGAAUUUCCCUUUUGCGUUCUUUCGCCGCGUGUUGUGCUCUGUCUGUAUCACAGUAGCAGAUGUACCUUUUCGUCUUUUCAGAUAAAAGUCACGGUUUCAAAAAGGCCAUUUCCUUUUGUUUAGCUAAUGCUUCUACAUCCUUUUCAGCACGGUAAUCACCCAGCAUACCACCUCCUGACCCCUACCUCAAAUGUGUAAUGUCCUGUUUUGAUACACAACGCACACUACACUCACAAGGUGGCCAUUUUUUUUUUGCUUAUUACAUCAUACUCUCAGAGUGAGAACAGGGUAAUAUUCAUUAACAUGAAUGGAAAACUGAGGAAUAGUUUACUUUUGAGAAGUUUUGAGAGCAUCAGAAACAGCAAAAUACUGUAGGUUUCCCAAAAAACGUGAAACGUGACACGAAAAUCUAUGACAGAGCUGAACUGAUGGUUAUAUCCAGAGUUUUGUUGAGUAAGAUAAAUAAGUUAUCUACUUUUAACUCUUCCUGUUGAAACCAAGGCUACAUUCACACAGAAGGUAAAUGUGGCCCAAAUCUGAUCUUUUUUGUCAUAUGUGAACACAAUAUAUAUAUUUUUUGUGGCAUUGAAAUCUAAAACUUCUUGCCAUAUCUUACAUAUAUCACUGCACAAGGCUUAUCAUGAUGCUCAUUGCUAUCUUACACCCCACCAACAGUCUAUUCUCACGCCUUCUGCCUGCAUCGUUGCUCUUGUGAAUAUAUCUACGCUAAUGGGCGUGGUGGUCUCAAAGUGAGGUUAAACAGGAAACCAAAACUUCAUGUGAAGCAAUGUCCUAUUGUGUAUCAGUUACACAGUAAUUGCGUAACCUUAGUCUGAACAGCCAGAUUAGAAUUAAAAGUGAACUUCACAUCAAGAGGUUCACUGAAAAAGACAAAAAAAUUAAACAACCUACAGAAUCAAUAUUUAAAAUGCUGUCUCUUUUGGUUAGGUUAGAAGCCAUACAUCAGAGGAACUUCAACUUUGAAGAUCUUUUUAAAGAAAUGGCUCAAUGUGGCCACAGAAGGUCAUGAGUGAAGUGUCAAAGGACAAUAAAAAGCUUUUAAAAAAUUAAAUUAAAGAAACCAAGCUCAGUUAUGCACCCCUUUUACAGCAACCUUGCACACAUUAUCGCUUAUAAGCCUAGCUGUCAGUAACCGGAGCUCUUUACUAGCUUCUGUGAUGCUAGCGAAAUGAAACUGAAACUAAAUGUGAAGCAGUUCUUUUUCGCACAUACUUUUCAGUUUAGCAAUCUAAACUAUUCAGAAAAUUUAAGAUAUUCUGGAGGUUAUAUUAAAAAGAAAAAUGUGAAAAGUCUAAAAUAACAAUGGGAUUUGUUGAGAACAUUCCUCGGAUUUGGGUUAAUUUACCUGCAGUUUGAACGUAGCCAAACAGAGCUUAGACCAGCAUUGUGCUUUUUUUAGCUGACUUCAGCUCAUUUAUUAUAUUGACUGUGUGGUGCUAGUUUAUCAGCUUAGCCAGCAAGGUGAUGCCAGCUGACGAACACAACAUAUGCUAACAUAUUAUAAUGAUGGCAACCAGCAUACCAGCAUCCAUAGCUGCACAAAAUACAGUAUGCUGGGUUUUCUAGUGGCCAGUGCUGUUUUUUGUAGCAGUGGUGUUUGAAGAAGUUGCAGUGUCAGCUAGAUACCAAUAGAGUCAAUAAUGUUGCUAAUGUGGGACUUAUAUGGGUGGAAUGUGGGCUAGGUGGGUUCCAGGUGGGCAUGGGCUCUAAGUGGAGUGGUACUUAGGUUCCCAAAUGGGCUCCAUCAUUACAGCCCGCCUUAAACCACAUUAUGAUGGGUUGGCUUUCCAUGCCCGUCACUGACAUCCAUAUGGGAGGCCAUAUUGGAACCCAUAGUUCCAACCAUCCUGCUUUCCAUGUCAAGAGACACAACUCGAUUUAUUAUUGCAAAUAUUAAUAUAAAUAUGGAGAAACAUCACUUUUUUUUAGACUGCAGAAGGUUUAAACAGAGUUACUAAGGUUAGCUAGAUAGCUAGUAUUAAGGUUAUCGACAGCUAGCAUUGGUAAGUUGGUGUUUGAGUUGGUGUCAGUAAGAUUCCUGAAACUCCUGGAAAUGUUGGAUAUUCAGUAGCGAAUUUAUUUGAACUUUCAACUCUAAGCGUGACAUAAGGAGCAAAAUUGCUAGUGUGGAGAUAUGAUUAUUGAUGACCAAUAGGUGAUCAAGAAUACAGCUUAAGAGUUAAGAAAGGCCUUGUGCGAUACAAUGGUGUCCUUACAGUUGAAUAGUCAGUUAAGAGUUAUUUAAUCUUAACUAUUCAAUUAAAAAGUUAUAGGAUAUAGGAACUCUCCGGUCCAUACAGGGUACCACACAUACAUUUCAAAAAUCGCCCUCAUUUGACCAUGACCAUGCUUAUUUCAGAAGAUUAAUUUCCCAUUUACAGCAACUAUAUGAACUAUUUUUUCAAGCUAUCUUAGACAAUAGAAUGCCCAAACGAACCCGUACAUCGUUUAUUUAAAUGUUAGCAUGUUUGUAGCUCAUUCUGAGUAGCCAAAUCAUUCUGUUAAGCACAGCAGGUCAACAUAAAGUUCUGAAAUGGUUAAGUACAGUACAGUACACUCAAGGCAGGUUAAAAAACAAACAAACAAAAAAGAAAUCAUUAGAAGUAUAUUAGCUAGCUAAUUAAAAAUUCCCUUUCCACCUUAAAUCAUGCAGCAGUUACAUUCUCUCACCUGAGGCUGCUGCGAAAUUUAAGGUGGAAUGUUAUUUUUUGAACCAAAAACUAGCAACAAGCUAACCACUGUAAGCUAGAACACAGCUAGCUAACCACAGUAAGCUAACCACAGUAAGCUAACCACAACAAGCUGACCACAAAGAGCUAACCACAGCAAGCUAACCACAGCUAGCUAACCACAGCAAGCUAACCACAACAAACUAACCACAGCUAGCUAACCACAGCAAGCUAACCACAACAACUUAACCACAGAAAUCCAAUGACAGCAAGAAAAUUGCAACAAUUUAACCACAGAAAGCUAAUGACAGUAAGUAAACCGCAACAAGCUAACUAUGCACGCAAAAAUGGCAAGCUAACUGCAAUGAGCUAACCACAGUUAGCUAACAACAGCAAAGUAACUGCAAUGACAUAACCCCAGCUAGCAAACGACAGCUAGCUAACAACAGCAAGCUAACCACAACAAUUUUACCACAGAAAGCAAACUGCAACAAGCUAAUGACAGCAAGCUAACCACAGCUAGCUAUCCACAGCUAGCUACCCACAAUGAGCUAACCACAACAAACUAAUUAUAAAAAGCUAACCACAACAAGCUAACCACAAUGACCUAACCACAGUAAGCUAAUCACAGCAACCUAAUGACAGCAACCUAACAAUAACAAGUUAACCACAACAAACUAAACUAACCACAGCCAGCUAACUACAGCAAGCUAACCGCAAUGAGCUAACCACAGCUAGCUAAGCAUAGCUAGCUAACCACAGCAAGCUAAAAACAGCAAGUUAACCACAGCUAAGCUCACCAGUCACUGUUAACUCACCUGAAACGUGUGUAUUUCUGAUGUUGAUGCUGCUGAAUUUGACUCCUCUUGGAAAACAUUCUUAUAUUCUUAGCUAGCUAGUUUUAGGUUAGCUCACUGAGGUGACAGACUGAAUGCCACAAAACACAACUCUCAUGACAGGAGAGACCAAUAGUUUCUAGAUCAUUUCCAGAUAAUUUCCAAAAACGUUUAGAGCAAUGAUUUUGUCUCUCCUCCCAGAGACAAUGAGGGGAAAUGAAGUAUUAUUUUAAUUAAUUAUGAUUUAAAAAAGAUUUAAUGCUUUAAAAAAACAUCUGCCCUUAUGAUAAACAUCAAACAACAUUCAUCUUCUGCAAUGGCUCUAUCCGUGCUUAAAGGAGAAAUCUGCUGUAAAAUGGACUUGGGGUGCAGUGAAACAUGAUAACGAGCAUAACAUUGCCUGUGCAAAGAAUUAGCUAUUUUUUACACCAUUAACAAGCUUAAAGUAGCUCCACACUUCAUUUGUAGAAUUCGGAGAACCCUGAUAUUUAAAAUGAAGCACUGAGAAAUUUAAAAGUGCACAUAUAGGUAAAUAAAUAUAUAUUUAUCCAUCUAUAUAUAUAAUAAAUAAUAAUAAUAAUAAUAAUAAUAAUAAUAAUAAUAAUAAUAAUAAUAAUAAUAAUAAUAAAUAAAAAGUUGAAAUGCAUGAAUAUUAUAGAGAUAUUUUUUAGCAACAGAUAAAAUUCAUGCAUCUGUUUGGCAAUUUCAAGAUGGCAGCCUGCCAGGAUCAUCAGCUAAAAGUGCUGUAUUUAGGAAUGCUAGGAGCGAACAAAAGUGAGGUUUUCGAGAAAAAAAAAAAAAGUUGGGCUCAUUAUCAUGUUUCUCUACACCCCAAGUCCAUUUCACACCAGAUUUUUCCUUUAAUCUUCCAUGUUAGAGAAGCUCACUCAUUAUUAUUAUUAUUAUUAUUAUUAUUUAUUAUUUUUUUAAUUUUGCCUAUUGUUUCAAUGCUGCUGGAGAUCCACUGAGCCUUCACAGAAGUGUGUCCACACCUCUAGCCUUCUCUUGACCACUGACAACAGUGCAGAGAGAAAGCAGUGGGCCAGAGCGAAAAAGAGAGAGAGAGAGAGAAAAGAGAGAGAAAGAGAGAACGAGAGAGAGAGAUAGAGAGACACAGACAAAUAGCCCAUGGUCAAGCUUUUCCUGUGGCUUCCCCUCAGUGGUCACCUCCACACACUCACUAACUACUGCAACAAUGUGAAGAGCUGACACUGACGUGAUACGACAGGGUGACAGCAUGCAGGCGAAUGAAGUUUAUCUGUUCAAAUUGUGUAUGAGUGUGUGGGAGUGUGUGUUUGUGUGUGUGUGUAUGUGCGUCCAUGCAAACACAUGUACUGUAAUUCCUCCCUGCCACAUUAUAUCCGUUCCAUAAAUAUAGCCACUAAAACUUCAGCCAAUAGAAGAGGCUCUAAUCAGCCAGAUGGGAGGACGGGAAGAGAUGUGCAGCCGUUUCAGAGAAGACGCGAGAACAAUAAAGCUGUAAAAAUCGUAAAAAAGGAAAAUCUAUGCUUAUGUUUGUCAGUCCUGAUUUAUCUUUUGGAAAUGUUAAAUAAAUUUAAUUAAUAAAUGAAA